Molecule: messenger RNA, 2826 nt
Organism: Didymodactylos carnosus
Lineage: Eukaryota; Metazoa; Rotifera; Eurotatoria; Philodinida; Philodinidae
Source: the annotation of a GenBank genome assembly
AUGUUUUAUGAGUGUAGCGUUUCACUGCAUGUAUUUGAAGGCGUAUGUGAUUGCGACGCUGAAUUUUAUUGGAAUGAUGACCGAUGUUCAUUGCAACGCAUAGUAGAUCAGCCGUGUGUCACGUCAGUGAUGUGUGCUUCCAAUAUGACAUGCUUAAAUCAUCGAUGCUACUGUAAUUUAUCCACGUCUUAUAUUAAUCCAACCACAAAUGCGUGUUUAUUUCGUAAAGGAUUUCGUCAGCUGUGUAAGGCCCAUAAUGAAUGUGUAACAACAUUGAGCUGUGUCCGUCUCAAUGAUAAAGAUCCAGGCUCUGCUUAUUUUACCGAUGGCAUGCCAGUACAUCUAAAUUUUCCAGGUUUAUCUUACUCCUAUUGUCUAGCUGUUCGAUUGUACCCACUGUCGCCAGAUGUAACAGCUAAAAUAAUCGCACCAUUGUCGUGCGACAGUACAUCAACAUAUAUAGAUCAAAAAGGUUAUGGUAAUUUUCAUAAACAUUUGACACGACGUGGUGCUAAAGAAUAUGAACAAAACUUGAAAAGUACUGCAAAUAGUCAAUCCGAAUUGGAGAGUGACACUGAUAGUCAAUAUAUGAAGUAUAAACAGGAAGAAAUAAACGAAGCUAUAACCACGAAUCUGAUUAUCAAAUGUAAUUUACCAGCAGCUAUAGUAGAACAUCAAGGUUUUCGAAACUUUAUGAGUUUACUAGCACCAAAAUGGAAGCCAACAUCAGCGAGAAAUAUCAAACAAAAAAUGAUACCAGCUUUGUUGUUGACCGUACAAAAGUGUAUCAGUGAAAUGUUAAAAGAAGUAAAAUACUUUACAGUGGAUGUCUGGAUUGAUGUGGACAAUCAACGUGGACGAGCGUUUAUGGGCAUAACGGGUCAUUAUAUAGACAGUGUUUAUAAACCUCAGGCUUUAUUACUUGAUAUUGUUCGACUGCAAGGGUCACACUCAGCUGAACAUAUUCGAAAUACGACGAAGCAAAUACUGGAUCGCCUUAGUAUCAAUCACAAAGUUUAUAAAAUCAUUACUGAUAAUGGUUCAUCAAUGAUUAAAGCAUAUAAAUUUGGUCUAUCUGUGAACGAUCAGGAUUUCGAAGAUGAGGAAGCGAACGAUGAAGGCUCAAUGGAUGUUGAUGAGCAGAAAUCAAUAAUCUCAUGGAAAUUAAUUGAUUGGCAUGAUAGAGAAGAGGAUGGUGUGGAUUACGAAAAAGGGAAACGAUUAUCAUGCUCUGCACAUAUCUUACAGUUAACUAUACGAGACGGAUUGAGAAACGUACCCCACAUAUCAAAGACAUUGGCGAAAUGCAAAGUGUUGACUCGAAAGUCACAUAAAUCUAGAAAACUUAAAGAAAUGCUGGAAGAGGAAAAUAAUAUGCACCAAGUAACACUAUACGUCAUUUUUAUCAUAAUGACACAUGUUGCAUGCAAAAUCAACAUUCAACAACGACCAAAUAUCAUUAUGGUAUUAGCUGAUGAUUUGGGUUAUUGUGAAGUGGAACCUUAUCCUUGUUUAGUGCCAGAAGGACACAAUCAGCCUCCCAUUUCAACACCGAACUUGGUCAGAUUUGCCGAAGAAGGUUUGAAAUUCACUAACAGCUACGCGGGUGCUCCGGUAUGUGCUCCAUCGAGAUGUACUUUAAUGACUGGAAAACAUUCUGGACAUGCAACAGUGAGAGGCAAUAAAGGUUUCGAUGGUGGUGAUUGGCCAUUGAAACCGAGUGAUAUAACUCCUGCCGAUGUUCUAAAAUCUGUAGGGUAUUAUACAGCCAUUAUUGGAAAAUGGGGUUUAGGCAAUCUUGGCACAACCGGUUGGGUGAGAAAGCAUGGUUUCGAUUAUUUUUACGGUAUAAGUGAUCAGGCACAAGCUCAUGAUUAUUAUCCGAAUUAUGUAAUGGAGAAUGAAAAUCAAAUACCGUUACCGUUAAAUCAAGAUGCUUCACGAAUAAAAUGCAUGAGCCAACCAUCAACAUGCAAUUACAGUCACGAUUUAUUCACUAAUAAAGCAUUUGAACUAAUUGAAAGUCGAGCAAAAAAUCAUCCAGAGCAGCCAUUUUUCUUAUAUUUAGCUUGGACAUUGCCUCAUGCCGGUGGAUGGAGAGGAGUCGUCGAAGAUGGCGAACCUGUGCCGAGUGAUGGACAGUUCAGCGAUACCAUCUGGCCGGAUGUUGAACAAGAUCAUGCAGCCAUGAUCAGUUCCUAUUUAGACAGAGAUUUUGGACGAUUAAUGGCAUUACUGCUUGAACUAGAAAUUGAUCACAACACAUUGGUAUGGUUUGCGUCAGAUAAUGGCGCUCAUAACGAAGGUGGUCACUCGUAUACAUUUUUUAAUAGUUCAGGACCACUCAGAGGUUACAAACGAUCGUUGUAUGAGGGAGGAAUUCGUACACCUCAAAUCAUUCGAUGGCCAAAUAUGAUUAGUCCGAACACGCAAACAAAUUUCACUACAACAUUCGCCGAUUUUCUUCUUACUGUAGCUGAAUUAGGGGGUGUACAAUUCUUACCGAGUGAUAUUGAUGGUAUUUCAAUUGUUCCAACGUUAUUAAACAACAGCUUUGCUCAGCAUGAACACAAUUAUAUUUACUUUGAAUUUUGUAAUAAUAGUGAAUGGGGCAACGCUGUUCGAUAUAAACAAUGGAAAAUAGUUCGUUUUGAUGUAGAUGACCCUUAUCAGUUGUUUGAUUUAGACAAUGACAUUGGCGAAAAAUAUGAUUUAUCUCUACAGUAUCCACAACUUGUUAACGAACUCGUCAUAUUUGCAGCAGAAGCUCAUACAAAUUCCAUACCAUUUCCAAUUCAAAAUUGUGCAGAUAGUAGUUUACAUUAA